CUUCCCGCCAUUCUCCCCCGUUCCCCUCUCGAGUCCAACCCACGAAUCUCUCUCUCUCUCUCUCUCUCUCUCUCUCUCUUGCGGCGUGGCGGCGGCGGCGAGGCGAGGAAGAUGCUGUGGGUGGACAAGUACCGGCCCAAAACCCUAGACAAGGUCACCGUCCAUGACCAGGUCGCGCAGAACCUCAAGAAGCUGGUGGCUGAGCAGGAUUGCCCGCACCUGCUGUUCUAUGGGCCGUCGGGGUCCGGGAAGAAAACCCUAAUCAUGGCUCUCAUCAAGCAGAUGUUCGGCGCCGGCGCGGAGAAGGUGAAGAUGGAGAACAAGACAUGGAAGAUCGAUACUGGGUCAAGGACAAUUGAGAUAGAAUUGGCAAUGUUGUCAAGCACCCACCAUGUGGAAAUGAACCCUAGCGAUGCCGGGUUUCAGGACAGGUAUGUUGUUCAAGAAGUCAUCAAAGAGAUGGCAAAGAACAGGCCAAUUGAUGCCAAGGGCAAGAGAGCAUUUAAAGUCCUUGUGCUAAAUGAAGUCGACAAGCUCUCACGAGAAGCCCAGCAUUCCCUUCGCAGGACAAUGGAGAAGUACAGUGCAUCAUGCAGGCUGAUAUUAUGCUGUAAUAGCUCAUCAAAGGUGACAGAGGCUGUAAGGUCCCGUUGCUUGAAUGUGCGAGUGAAUGCACCCAGUGAAGACCAGAUUGUCCAAGUUCUGGAGUUUAUCGGGAAGAAAGAAAAUCUGAAUCUUCCAUUUGGAUUUGCUGCUCGGAUAGCAGCACAAUCGAACCGCAACCUGAGACGAGCAAUACUGUUUUUCGAGACCUGCAAAGUCCAGCAAUAUCCAUUUACAUCAAAUCAAGUAGCGCCUCCUCUUGACUGGGAGCAGUAUGUGGCAGAAAUAGCAGCUGAUAUCAUGAAAGAACAAAGCCCUAAGAGGCUAUACGCCGUACGCCAGAAGUUAUAUGAAUUACUUGUCAAUUGUAUCCCGCCUGAAAGCAUCUUAAAGAAGCUGUUGGCAGAGUUACUGAAGAAAUUAGACUCUGAUUUGAAACAUGAAAUUUGUCACUGGGCUGCACACUAUGAACACAAGAUGCGGCUUGGGUCCAAGGCCAUUUUUCACAUAGAAGCUUUCGUCGCCAAGUUCAUGAGCAUCUACAAGGAAUUUCUGGUCUCGACAUUUGGCUGAGCAAAACGAUGCAUAUUGUCGUCCCCAGCAACACAAAGGACGUGGGCACUCCCCGUACUCGCCAUCUUGGCCAAUUAAGCGGUUCGAUCGAUGCAACACGGGUGUGUUUGUAGUUUCUAGGAAUUCUAUGUGAGUGGCAUUCGGCUGGCCUUUUGUGCUUUGCAAUUGCCUAGUCUGAGGCAUCCUAUGUGGCAAAAAAAAAUGCUUGAAUGGUUCGGUCAAAACUGAAAUAUUAAUCUUAAGCACAAACAAAAACGGACGAUUCUCGAUC
This is a messenger RNA of Oryza brachyantha (malo sina), 1447 nucleotides long. RefSeq names its product replication factor C subunit 5. The record is from RefSeq and is a predicted model, not a curated record. Gene Ontology annotation, molecular function: DNA clamp loader activity; DNA binding; ATP hydrolysis activity. The coding region runs from base 112 to 1176 and encodes 354 amino acids. Lineage: Eukaryota; Viridiplantae; Streptophyta; Magnoliopsida; Poales; Poaceae. The transcript is spliced from 11 exons. Gene Ontology annotation, biological process: DNA-templated DNA replication; DNA repair. Gene Ontology annotation, cellular component: nucleus; DNA replication factor C complex.